ACCAUAUCAUCAUGGUCAGUAUGACAACGGUCUUCCUCUUGCUGCACUCAGUUUCAUUUGCUCGGCCCAAUGGUUGGGCUAGAAGAUUCAAUUAAAUUACUAUUACGACCUUCAGAUGAGAUCAAGUUUGUUUUGGAAUGCUUUUCGCUCUCUUCUUCUAAUGACGAUGCGAGCCAAAAUGGAAGCAAAGGUCACCCAAACCUACAACGCCAGAGGAUUGUCGUAGUUAUAACACAUAAAGAGGAAAAUCAUGGAUGGGAGGAAGGAAGUGUAUUCGUGCUGAAGCGCAAACUCUUUUCAUCCUCAACGAGCGAUCAAUUGGAAAUACAUCGGGUGUUUCCAGUAUAUGGGGAGUUUACUAUCACCAUGGCUCAACUGCCGCAAGACUCCAAUAAUCCUCAGGUCACUGACCUUCCCCGAUCCCGCUUUAAAGUAACCAUUGACUCUGGCCAAACCCUUGUUGGUAGCGAGCCAUUGGAUCUAGCAACAGACAAUAUAUCAGCUUUGAAGGAUGUCCUUGCUGAAUGUAGGCGGCUCAAAGAACUCUCAGAAAUUGUCCCGGAAGUGAAUUCGCCAACCCAAACAUAUUCAUGGCUAGCAUCCUACGCCACGAAUAACAACAUCUUCAUACCAUCUUUGCCGUCGUCUUUCCCCGAUUUGCGAGAUUUGAAUCAGCCUCUUUCCAGUCGUCUUUCACUAGCCAGUGCGGGAACACCAGGCGACGAUUUAAAUGAUAUUGUAUUAAUCAGAGACGAAUGGGCACAUUCAAGAGCGCGAAAUCAAUGCAGAAGAGGAAGUGUGAGAUUAAAUCUUCGCCUAGGCACAUUCAAUGUCAACGGAAAGAUGCCGACGCAAGAUUUGGCUGCUUGGGUUAGAGGGGGUACCACGACCGCGAGAAUAGAAAGCUCGAAUGACUUCCUGCCUGCUGUGAAGGCGAUCUCGCCUUUAUCCUUGGGUGAGGUAGUGAAAGAUCCUUUCGACUCGCAGCGUGACGGAGAAGCUACUCGUUCGAAUGUCAAAUCAACCUCCGCCUUUUCUACAACGUCAUACUCAUCUACAGCAUCGACCGGUGCGCUGCGCGAUCCAUCUACUGCUUCCACAUUUUCAGUCGCCCAACCCAAUCACACGGCGUUCACACCUCUUUCAUCGACUGUUACUAGUAAUGCACCAGCCACUUCUUCCAUAUCCUCUUCGGACCCUUCAGAAACAUUUGUGUCUACCAUCCCCGAGUCACCAGAAGUCCCAACUAUCCCUAUCAGCAAAAACUCAGAUCCGACUGGAUCUGAACCGGAUUUCGAUAUCUUGGUGUUAGGUUUCGAAGAACUUGAUUUAUCUACCGAAGCACUCUUGUAUUCGACGUCCACAGCGAGAGAGGACGCAUGGACUGUAGCCGUGUUCGCAGCUCUGGGCGAAAAAGCAGAAAUGUACGAAAAGCUCGCCUCGAAACAACUUGUCGGCAUGCUUGUCAUGGUUAUUGUGAAGAAAUCUCUACGAUCAUGUUUUUCAAAUAUCAUGACUACGUCUGUUGGAGCAGGGAUACUGGGACUUAUGGGGAACAAAGGAGGGACUGCUGUUCGUUUGACUUUCUCGCCACCGACAUCAAGUCUCGAAGAUCUUGAUUCUGCGUUGAACGAUGCCACAUCCAUUGAACAUUUUCAGCACGGAAUUGAAAACCCUGGACCUACUGUCUUGACUUUUGUUGUCUCUCACUUGGCUGCUUUCGAUGAAAUGGUUGCAAAAAGAAAUACAGAUUUUCAUGAAUUAUCGAAGCGAUUAGUGUUUGAUUCGAGUAUUUUAGCUACUUCAGCUUCAGCAGGCUCCGUAUCAACUACUAAUAGUAGUCAAAGGAACAGUGUUGGUCCCGUGUCAAGCCAAGCUGUUGAAGAUACUAGUUCGGCAAUGCCAGGUGGACUAGCCGUAUCGCAGGCUUUGAUCUCAGUUCCAGAGAAGUUUGGAGUCUUUGAAAGUGACAUCUUGUUCUGGAUAGUAAAUUUAAACUAUCGUAUCAAUAUUUCCGAUGCAGAUGUAAGGGAACUCUUGAGUUCUGAAAGUUGGAAGGACAAGCUUGAGAUAUUGACUCACUUUGAUCAGCUCAAGACGAGCAUCAGAGAAAAGAAAGCCUUUGAAAUUUUUCAUGAGCAUGACAUUCAUCAUCUCCCUACAUACCGCUUCGGUGGCGGGAUCGCUACCGAUUCGCUGGGAUACGACGUCAAGCGCAAGCCAGCGUGGACGGACCGUAUCUUGCAUGCUUACUCUCCCUUAACCACUAAAGUGAAUCAGUCUUCGUAUUCCGGUCACCCAGAAAUCACGAUCAGUGACCAUCGACCAGUCUCAGCAGAUUUCCAAGUAGAUGUUGAUCUCUUUGAUAAAGACCAAUUGCAUGCUACUGCGACUAAUCUAUUCCGACAAGUGCAAGGCUUGGAGGAUCUGCAGGAGAGAGCAAAAGCCAAGCUUAGUCAUACGUCAAUUGAUAUGGGUGACAUCUGCUAUAAGCGUAAAAAGACAGCAAGUUUUACGUUCCAAAAUUAUGGAAAAGUUCCACUUUCAUUUCGCUUUUUGCCAAUAGAGAUGCACGGUGAACUGUUUCCGUCAUGGUUGUCAGCAUCCCAUACUACGGGCUCGUUGUUACCAAAUGAGCGCAUCGAAAUCGUGCUUACAGUGUUUGUCGAUAACGCGAUCGCCUCCCGACUCAAUUUAGGACCAAGAGACCUCAACUGCACGCUGAUCAUUCAUACUUUGAUGGGCAAAGAUCAUUUCGUUGCAGUUACCGCUAAAUACCAAUACACCUGCUUUGCCAACAAACUGUCACGUCUCACCCAGCUUCCGGGUCCGAUACGCGCAAUGAAAUCACACAAUGAUCUUCUGGGUGAAAGUAAAGCUAUCAAUGCACCAAGGGAAAUCGUGAGACUAGUUAACUGGUUAAUGAGUUGUGUCCAUCCCACAGAGGAUUUAUUCAUUGCAAAAGCAGACCCAGAAAUUGUUGAUGACAUUCGCGAGCAUCUGGAUACCGGCAAUGAAUUUCCAUAUUCGCAUGACACAAGAGAACCUUCAAUCCCGAUUGCAUUCGGAGGCGCGUUGGUGGAACUCUUGACAUCAUUGCCCGAAUACGUGGUACCCAAGGAGUUGCAUGGAAGAUGCGUGGCGGUCACAGAUCGCGACGAAGCGUUUGAGACACUGGAUGCGUUCCCACCGGAAGCAGUGAAUGUUUGGAUAUCCGUGACGGCCUUCUUGCAUUAUGUUGUCCAAGGUUCUUCCCUUCGCGCAGAGAAAAUUGCGGCUACAUUUGCACCGGUCUUCUUUGGCUUUCUUCGCGAUGACUUGACAUCUACGUCCGAUAACACAACUGCCAGCGUUAUCACUCCUCUGGGUUACCAGAAAUUCAUCAUGUAUUUUAUCCAGUAA
Molecule: messenger RNA, 3402 nt
Organism: Lentinula edodes (shiitake mushroom)
Lineage: Eukaryota; Fungi; Basidiomycota; Agaricomycetes; Agaricales; Omphalotaceae
Exons: 23
Coding region: 70-3402 (1110 amino acids)
Biological process (GO): phosphatidylinositol dephosphorylation
Molecular function (GO): phosphatidylinositol-4,5-bisphosphate 5-phosphatase activity
Source: RefSeq, a predicted model, not a curated record